AUGGAUGUCAACGAGUGUGCUUCACAUCCAUGUGCCUAUGGUGCUACUUGUAUUGAUCGUGUUGGCGCUUAUGAAUGUAUAUGUCCAGAAAGACAAUAUGGACAACAUUGUGAAGAGGUGAUUAUUGAAACAGAACCAAAACCACCAGCUUAUGUCAACGAGUGUGCUUCACAUCCAUGUGCCUAUGAUGCUACUUGUAUUGAUCGUGUUGGCGCUUAUGAAUGUAUAUGCCCAGAAAGACGAUAUGGACAACAUUGUGAAGAGGUGAUUAUUGAAACAGAACCAAAACCACCAGCUUGUAAUUUUUAUAGUUGA
Molecule: messenger RNA, 315 nt
Organism: Trichobilharzia szidati
Lineage: Eukaryota; Metazoa; Platyhelminthes; Trematoda; Strigeidida; Schistosomatidae
Source: the annotation of a GenBank genome assembly